AUGUCAUCCGACCUGAGAAGGAUGCACCACGUUUCCCUCCACGUUUCCAACGUGGACAAAAUCACCAACGACUUGGUCUCUAAAUUUAAGUUCCACUUAAUCGCCACCAGACUGACGGACCGCAGCAGACAACUCGCCUUCAGAACCGGGUCGGUGAUUUUUAUCAUCAACGAGAGGGGAAGAAAUCAAAGCUCCGGAAACCCGGCGGUUCUAGAAGACGACGACGCUCUUUCCCAGCAGACGGGAUGCCUCUACGACAUCAGCCCGGAAUACCCGUUGGACACGGCGUGCAACGUGUGCCUGGAGGUGGAGGACGUGCACGGUUGGUUCCAUGCUCUUCAACGUCUGGGCUGCAGCUUCUUGGUUCCUCCGACCGCCGUUCGAGACCAGCAAGGUCAGGUCACCUAUGCAGUUCUUAAAUCCGUUCUCGGGAAUCUCUGCCACACGUUAAUCGACAAGACUAAGUACAAGGGGAGCUUUUUGCCUGGAUUCAACCUCGUGGACGAGAACCCCGGCACCUCUGGAGAUGACGGUCUUGUCACGCACAUGGACCACAUCGCCCUGGCGUGCCCCAUCGGGAUGAGCCCGCAGGUCAUGAGUUGGUACGGGCAGGUUCUGGGCUUUCAGAAGUACUUCAUAAACAGUAACGACAACAUGGAUGACGGUUUUGUCAUCAAUCAAAGCGGUAAAGGACUCCGACUGGCGGCGAUGCAGUACUCAAAAUGCAGUGAAACCGGUCUCGCCGUUUCCUGCGAGGAUAAACACGAACCGGACUGCAAGUUUGUUGUUGUGGAGUCGAUGCCUGGUGAAGGGAGGAACCAGGUGGACACGUUCCUGGAGGAGCAUGGAGGUGCAGGGAUCCAGCACAUCGGGCUGCACACCAGCGACAUCGUGUCGGCGACGCACACAAUGAUGGACGCUGGAGCGAGUUUUUUCUUGCAGCCCGCUGCCUACUACGCCCAGAGAGAAAAACAGCAGGCGAUCGUGGAUGCAGGAUACGACCCCCAGAAGUUGUACCAGUGUGGCAUCCUUCUGGACACGGACCCGGAAGAGGACCUGCUAGCCAGCAGCCAGGCCAGAAAAUACCUCCUCCAGGUUUUCACCCAGCCCCUCUUUGAGGAGGACACCUUCUUCCUGGAGCUGAUUGAACGCAGAGGGGUUAUCGGCUUCGGCGACGGCAACAUCCGGGCCCUGUGGGACUGUGUGCAGAUGUACGUGGACAACAGGAAGGAUGCUCCAGAAGCUGACCAGUGACGAGGAAGGCCAUUUUAAAUCUUGCGGAGAUAACACGUCGAAGAAUGUAUCUUGCAGAGUCACAUGUUAAGAUAUGCCUUAGUUCUUUGGCAACUACUCCAAAUCUAUGUGCCUUAGUUCUUUGGUAACUACGCCAAAUCUAUGUGCCUUAGUUCUUCAGUAACUACUCCAAAUCUAUGUGCCUUAGUUCUUCGGUAACUACUCCAAAUCUAUGUGCCUUAGUUCUUUGGUAACUACGCCAAAUCUAUGUGCCUUAGUUCUUCAGUAACUACUCCAAAUCUAUGUGCCUUAGUUCUUCAGUAACUACUCCAAAUCUAUGUGCCUUAGUUCUUCAGUAACUACUCAAUCUAUGUGCCUUAGUUCUUCAGUAACUACUCCAAAUCAAUGUGCCUUAGUUCUUCAGCAACUACUCCAAAUCUAUGUUCCUUAGUUCUUCAGUAAGUACUCUAAAUAUAUGUGCCUUAGUUCUUCAGUAACUACUCAAUCUAUGUGCCUUAGUUUUUCAGUAACUACUCCAAAUCUAUGUGCUUUAGUUCGUCAGUAAAUACUCAAAAUCCAUGUGCCUUAGUUCUUAAGUAACUAUUCCAAAUCUAUGUGCCUUAGUUCUUCAGUAACUAAUUUACUCAUUAGUAACGUUUUGUGUACCUUCUUGUAAAAUGAGAGCCACCCGGUUAUUGUAAGGUUGCUAAUGGUUUAUGGAACACAUUCAUACUCAAACAUAGUAUGAAAUAUAGUAUAUGGAACAUAUUCAUACUCAAACAUAGUAUGAAAUAUAGUAUGAAAACAUCCUCUCCAGGAUGUAGUAGAUUACUCCAGUAACAGUACUCCUUCAACCUGAUAACGUUAAACAAUAUAUUAAUAUGUUAAACAAUAUAUAGAAUAUAUAGAAAUACAGGUUUCUUGGCCAUAACUCCAAAAAUAUUCUAAUAAGUAUUACUAUUGAAGCCUCCUUCACGUAUUAAAGUGAGGUCUGGAAUAAAUCAACCAAGAUAAACGAGAGACGAGCGUGUAUGAAUGUACAACCCCGGAUGUACUUAUCGAUGUAUUUAUUUAUUCUUUAGUAUAUGCUUAUCACACUCGGCAAGACAGGCUGGUAUCUUGGUUUGUUUUUUCCUCUUUGGGGGCGUGGCCACAGGUGGGUGUGUGUGCUUACACACACGGAAGCGAUUAAAUGGCGCGCACGUGCGGAGAGAGGAAAUGAUGUGAUGUUUGUUGACUGUUUUGCCCCGUUCCAUACACUCCAUAAUCCGCAUAUGCAUAAUAUUUUCUGUCGUGCCGAUUGUAAUAAACCCCCUCCACACCACUGAACCUUAUUCAGCGUCAUCAAGACGAAGGACCCAUUCCGACCCCCUCAGCGGCUAAAAUGUACAAGCAGGCCGCCAUUAAGUCCACUAUCCACGGCAGCUAAGCCCCGCCACCACCGUGAGCUCACCUGGAAACAGAUGAGGCAGAUGAAGAUGGCUGAGCCCAGCAUGCUGACGGCGCACACCAGCGGGUCGGCUCGCUCCGUCUUCUGGCGGCACAGACGCGUGGUGGCGGCCCCGAUGAGCACGCCUAACAGGCCCGUGACGCAUGUGAUGGCCCCGAAGAUGAGACUGAAACGUAGAAGGGAUAUUGUCGUUCAUAUCUCCUUGGUGCCGCACGGCUCUGCGGUCUUCUGCACCACCUGAGCUCUGGCCAGGUAAAUGGGAAUCCACAUCCCGAACGCACCAGUGGCGAAGGACACGGCUGCGGACGCCAUGGAGGAGAACACGUAGCUCCGACUACACAGGGGAAAAAAAUUGAAUCAGUAAAAAUAAACUACAAUAGCGCUAAUUAUUACCGUAUUGUCUGGACUAUAAGUCGCUCCGGAGUAUAAGUCGCACAAGGCCAAAAAUGCAUAAUUAGGUCGAAAAAAACAUACAUAAGUCGCACAAGACCAAAAAUGCAUAAUUAGGUAGAAAAAAACCUAAGUCGCACAAGGCCAAAAAUGCAUAAUUGGGUAGAAAAAAACAUACAUAAGUCGCACUGGAGUAUAAGUUGCAAAAGGCCAAAAAUGCAUAAUUAGGUAGAAAAAAAAACAUACAUAAGUUACACAAGGCCAAAAAAGCAUAAUUAGGUAGAAAAAAAACAUACAUAAGUUACACAAGGCCAAAAAUGCAUAAUUAGGUAGAAAAAACCAUACAUAAGUCGCACUGGAGUAUAAGUCGCACAAGGCCAAAUAUGCAUAAUUAGGUAGAAAAAAACAUACAUAAGUCGCAUUGAGGUAUAAGUUGCACAAGGCCAAAGAUGCAUAAUUAGGUAGAAAAAAACAUACAUAAGUCGCACUGGAGUAUAAUUCGCACAAGGCCAAAAACGCAUAAUUAGGUUGAAAAAAAUCAUUCAUAAGUCGCACAAGGCCAAAAAGCAUAAUUAGGUAUAAAAAAAACAUACAUAAGUCGCACUGGAGUAUAAGUGGCAUUUUUUGCAGGUAAUUUAUUUUCCAAACUACUUGACCAAAACAGACAUUACGUACUCUUGGAAGGCAAGUUCUAACAUGAAUAAAAGAUUAAUAUUUUAAUAUGUCCAGUGUUUAUGUAACAAACACCUUCUUCAUUUAUAAGUCGCUCUGGAGUAUAAGUGGCAGGAACAGCCAACCCAGGAAAACAAGUGUGACUUAUAGUCUGGAAAAUACGGUAUUCGUAUUGAUAUGAUGAUAUGAUGAGGAGAGUCUAAAAUCAGCAUGAUUAAAAAAAAAAUGGCCGUGUGUGUUGUAAGGCGUCUUCUGCUGCUCGAAAUGAAAGCAUUAUUAAGUCACUGUCUAAGUCACUAACUUCACGUUGUGUUGUUCACCAAGGUUUAAAAACACUAGACAAUGUUUGAACGCUGAAUUGUGGCCAUGUGAAGCCUUAAAGCGUCUUUGACCAGAAGUGCUAAAUAAAGUGAAAUGCAGCAAGAGCUGACAGUUUUAUGUCGGGGACAAAAAUAACACGCCAUUAGAAACAGCGUCCAGACGUGCUGAAUGUAGAAGAUUGUGUUGCUCGACACUCGCGCUAUUCCUCAGAUGAAGAACAUGGCGCCUCACUUGGACUACACGUUGCAAUACGCCCCCACGGGAGGACUUUUUUUAAAGCUAUUUUAAGAAAUGUGGCGACCAAAAAAGGUCAUAUAACAAAAGUGACACACAUCCAAAGCUGCCCUCGCUCACGGU
Doryrhamphus excisus (bluestripe pipefish) is the source of this 4423-nucleotide messenger RNA. Its product is annotated as 4-hydroxyphenylpyruvate dioxygenase-like protein. The record is from RefSeq and is a predicted model, not a curated record. Lineage: Eukaryota; Metazoa; Chordata; Actinopteri; Syngnathiformes; Syngnathidae. Gene Ontology annotation, molecular function: 4-hydroxyphenylpyruvate dioxygenase activity. Gene Ontology annotation, biological process: aromatic amino acid metabolic process.